GAAAACGAGCGUGUACAAAAUGCGAAUAAUAUUUAUUGUGUAUGGUGGACCGUUCUAGUAACUGAUAAUAAAAAUAAAAACUUAAAUAAUCAUUAGUGAUUUCAAAAUGUCUAAACGUUGCUGCGCUGCUUCGUGUUUCAACGCUGUGUCCACAAAUCGCUCCGUAGAAUAUUUCGGGUUUCCUAAGAGCAUGGAAUACGCGGCAAUCUGGGCUAAAGCGGCUUCUCGGGAAGAUUUACUAGAAAAAAAUAUUAAUAAUAUAACGAAAUACUUUCUCUGUUCGGAACAUUUUACAGAAGAUUGUUUCCUCGAUCCGCCUUAUAAUCGAAAAUUAAAGAAAACGACACGACCUGUUAAAGUACCCACUCCAACUAUUUUUCGUAAUAAUUUUCAUCAAUGUGUAACCCAAUCACUCAAUGAAGAGCACCUUACAUCUGAAAGGAUCUACAAUGUCUUACUGGAAGAUACAAGUACCACCAACACGAUGUCUGAAGAAACUUUACUUGAUGGUGAAAUAAAUGACCUCAGAGCAACGAACCUCUCGUGCGACAAAUCAGCACAGGAACUUGAAAUAGAAGAUGGCUUAGCCGAUGAAGGAGACUCAAGUCUCAGGGCAGAUGCUCUUGCGGUGGUAGCUAGUUAUGGGUUGCACGACAUGCUUCCACAAUCAGAGAAAGAUGACUUAGAUAUACUAGAUGAUACGCUCGAGCCAAACAUACACAUUUUCGAUGAUACUCCAUCCAACUGCAGACUAUGCUUAUCAGUUAAGGAAAACGAACUGUUGAUUCCUAUCUUUACAGAGGACAGCAAAAUAGAAUGCAUACUGGAUUCCAUAAUACCUGGGGAGAUAACGCUGAAUGAUGGAUUUUCUCAAUACAUUUGUCUGGAAUGCUUAGAAAGCGCAACACGAUGUCUGAAAACAAUCCAACGAUUCAAAGUAGUUCAAAAUAGUCUAAGGUCAAAUAAAUAAUCAAGUUAUUGUUAUAA
This is a messenger RNA of Uranotaenia lowii, 987 nucleotides long. RefSeq lists its product as uncharacterized. Gene Ontology annotation, cellular component: nucleus. The transcript is spliced from 3 exons. NCBI's taxonomy places the organism in Eukaryota, Metazoa, Arthropoda, Insecta, Diptera, Culicidae. Gene Ontology annotation, molecular function: zinc ion binding; sequence-specific DNA binding. The record is from RefSeq and is a predicted model, not a curated record. The coding region runs from base 107 to 970 and encodes 287 amino acids.